Molecule: messenger RNA, 3870 nt
Organism: Xiphophorus couchianus (Monterrey platyfish)
Lineage: Eukaryota; Metazoa; Chordata; Actinopteri; Cyprinodontiformes; Poeciliidae
Gene: cep63
Product: centrosomal protein 63
Exons: 14
Coding region: 365-2350 (661 amino acids)
Biological process (GO): de novo centriole assembly involved in multi-ciliated epithelial cell differentiation; centriole replication
Cellular component (GO): centriole
Source: RefSeq, a predicted model, not a curated record
GAAGUUCAUUGUACUCAAAGGAGUGAAAGGCGGCAUAAGUGCUGUUACGGAUGUAAACAAAUAUCCUUGGCCGGACUAACUUGGCUGUAAAUUAGCUUCUGCCGCUAGUAAAUCACCGUAUGAAGCUCAGUGUUUUACCCGGAGCGCCUAGCCUCAGAUCGGUCCUUUCCGUUUCUUUAGCAGCUGUGUGGAAGCGUCGUUGUUGCCCCGUUCAGUUGGGUGGCGGUAGAGGCGGUGUAACGUUCAGGAUUUCACAAGCUGUUUUGUUGUCAGCCGGUGGAAGACAUGAGGAGCCUUUAGGUUAACACCUCUAGAGAAGACUUUACCCACAAGAAGCACACACACACAAAAAAACCUGAUCCAGAUGGAGGCUUCUCUUGAUUCAACGCGGAACACUAACUUUAGUUCUGUCCUGUCGUCAUGCGAGCCAGAGCUCCAGGAACUGAUGAAACAGAUCGACAUCAUGAUCAGCCACCAGAGGAGGGAGUGGCAGGUUGAGAAGCAUGUCCUGGAGAUCAGGGUGAAGAAUGGAGAGGAGGGCCUUCUAACCUCCAAAAACAUCAUUGAGCGGAGGGACCUGGAGAUUGGAGUACUUCAAAAACAGCUGGAAGAAAUCCUGAGAAGUCGCCAAGAGGCAGUUGCGAAGUACGAGCAACAGCUGCAGAAACUCCGAGAAGAGCUGGACCUUUUAAAGGGAAGUUACCAAAAACUCCAGCGCAAACAGCUCAAGCAGACAAGCGGAGGAGCAAAAGAGUCAGACCAGUUGAAGGAGUACCAGCGGCUCUCUGCGGAGUGGGAGCAGCAGCGGGCGCAGUACCAGAAGCAGCUCACCACCCUGGAGGCUGAGAAUAAAAGCCUGACUGAGGAGAUCUCGCACAUAAAGAGCGCACCGUGGCGGGUGGAGCAGGAGCACAUGGAGUGCUGCUUGGAGGUGCAGCAUCUGGGUGCUCUGCUGGAGAAGGCCCGCAGCAGCCUGCUGUCCCAGGAGAUGGAGCUGGAGCGCCUGCGGCCCUGUGAGGCCCUGCUGGGAGCCUCACAGCCACAGCAGCUGCGGUCAGACGAACCGGACGCCUCGAGGGGAGCUGACCUGGAUCAGCAAAGACGUGGAAAUGAAGCCGUCAGACUCAGACAGUUGCUCCACGCUAAAGACCAAGUCAUCCGCUCUCUGGAGGACUGCCUGGCCGCUCAGGGCUGCACCGGCGUGGAGGUCAUCAGGAAGGACCUGGAGAAGAUGGCCGACAAGCUGCAGGGUGCUCGGGCCGGCGAGGCGAACCUCAGGUCGGAGGUGACAUGUCUGAAACAGAGAAUGGAGGGCAUGAGCCGACAGCUAAAGGAUCAAACAAAGGUGGAGAAAGAGCUGAGAAACGUAGCGGCAGACUUUGACAACUCGGUCGCUGAAAGCAAAAAGCUCCGGGAGGAGCUGGAGACGGCGCGGCAGACCCACAGCGCCGAGGUGGAGGGCGUGAGGAGGGAGGUGUCGAAGCUGACCGGCGAGCUGCACCAGCGCGACGUGUCCAUCUCGGCUCUCAGCGGCUCCUCGGCCAGCAUCCAGCAGCAGCUUCGCGGCGAGGUGCAGCGGGCGGCGGAGGCAGCCACGCAGCUCAAGAUGACUCAGGCGCAGCUGGAGACUCUGCAGGCCGAGAACAAGCAGCUGAAAGGUCUGCUGCAGACGCUCCAGUCCCACUCUCCCAAGGGGGAUGAAUCCUCUGCUGCGUUACUGCAGCAGCGCUACUUGACCUCCAUAAGCAGCCUGGAAGAGGAGAACCGGCAGCUGAGGCAGGCGCUCGCCAAGCACCACGUUCAGCUGGACGCUCAGGAUGAAACGGGUCCGGAGAGGAACCAACACGUCGCGCUCAGCCACACCACGAUGACGGCGCAGGUGGAUCCUGGUCCGGAACGGACUCAGCCCGCUAGCUAUGACAGAAAGAUCCAGAAGAUCCAGAGGCUCUUUAAAGAGCUUCAGGACUUUCCAAAGUCUUCCAACGAGCCGCCUGGCAGAGAGCACAAAGACAGCCAGCUGCACUCCUCUUCAUGUUCCUCCUCUUCCACCAGCAGCCCCGGACUGAGCAGAGGAAGCUCAGCCACAGCCCUCACUCCACACAGACUUGCUGCUGAGGGCCAAAACUCUGGCCCUGAAAACUGUCUGACCUCCAGAUCCAGAGGUUCAGAGGAGGCGCUGUCCCCUACACGCAGCGCAGUGUCUCGUUUCCUGGCGGAGGAGAGCCUGUGGUCCAACGAGCUGCGACUGAAACUGGACAGCCACAUCCGCGGCAUGAAGGAGAACAACUUCAGGACGGUGUCCAGGUUCCUGGCGAGCGGCUCGGGAGCGCGCUCCGGCUCUGCGCCGUGACUCCGCCCUUCUGCCUUAACAUAGCUGAUAAACGGUACCAAACAGGUGUUUGUGACUCUGCUGAUUCGUUACUCAUCACCUGCUCAUGGUUUCACGAGUGUUGAACGCACCGUUUCCUAAUUUACUACACAUUUUGGCGUAUUGAAAAUCACAAGAUUGCUGACAUUUGCGUCACAUGACGGAAGCGUGUGUCACUUCUGACUUUGGACAGCUUGUCUGUUUGCGAUGAACGGCGUGGUCUUGGCAGGAUACGUUGCCGUGACGUCCUCUCGUCCUGUCUCUUUUCUUUGAAUUGGUAUUUAAGGAUCAGCUGACCACCUUGUGAUGAACUCUCGCUGAUCUCCGAGAGCCUUCGAGUUGUUGAAUAAUUGUUACCUAAACGAAUCAGAAAGUAGGCCACGCUGCUGGCACUUGGAGCCACUUUAAGCAUUGAGCAUGCUGAGGUGAGUAAAUAUGGGCAUCAAAUGGCAUUUAAUCAACCAGUAAUAUUACUGUGAAAACAUUGCACUGGGGUAUAAUAUAUUGUAUUGCAAAUGUUCAAUAUUAGUAUGACAAAUGCUAAUAUUGGCGUAGAUGUAUUGAUGUGCGAUGUUGCUAAGAUGAUGGGAUUUACUCGCUUCUCAUUUCUGAGACUUUGAACUCUCCUGAUUUGCCCUCUUUGUAGAAAUCCCUCUGGUCAGGAUCUUCAUUUCAGACCAUCAAUUCAAGUUUUCAUAAAUCAAAAUCCCGCUGUGCACGUGUAAAACGAUCGAGAUUUCUACAGUACGUCAAUCAGAUUUCUUGAGAACGCGUUCGGUGUCAUCUUUGGGAAAAGCCAAUCUUUUUGCCAGGUCUAUCUUGUGUUUCGAGGACAGUUGCUGUCCCCAGGUCCAACCGGCGUCACAGCCGCCCACUCUGCAGCUCGUCCAGCGCAGGAAUGUGCGCGCCAUGCCAGCGCUGACAUAAAGCCUCCCCCUGCAGCCCGCUCCGUCCUCAUCAUUAGAAACCUGGUGGAAUGUUAAUGUCGACCAUGUGGACGGCUGAGAGGCCAGCGGAGCCGUAUCCAGAUGCAUUUUUAUAGCUUUGUUUUAAAUCAGAGACACAUUGGAAGAAUGGAAAUAAACUGAGGGGGGAAAAAAACAAACAAAAGAAAGAAAAAAAAAAAGUGUUUUGCAUUUUUGUAUUACAGAGAAGUGGUGGUCGGCUGCUUGCCAGACCUGACUUUUCACUUUGAUAUGUGGUCAUGCUUGUUCUGUGAACACCCCCCCACCCCGGCUCAUACACACACACACACACACACCAACAAACAGCACUAAGGCUGGCGAUGCAGGUAUUCCUCUGGUUCAGAGGUGCUAAAUGUGGAACUUGAGCACUACAUGCUAACUAGCAUGUGGGCUAAUUAGCAAAAACAUUAGACUUUGCUUCACAGUAAGGGGUCAUUGAACAAGCCGAGUUCUAAUGUUUAUGUCAUACUCUAUAAAGGCUACUUCAAAUCAAACCAAUGAAAUUUGAUUAAAUGAUUAAAUGAAUUUAUUGGUCAA